Acanthisitta chloris (rifleman) is the source of this 1464-nucleotide messenger RNA. RefSeq names its product ALG6, alpha-1,3-glucosyltransferase (gene ALG6). NCBI's taxonomy places the organism in Eukaryota, Metazoa, Chordata, Aves, Passeriformes, Acanthisittidae. The transcript has 15 exons. Gene Ontology annotation, biological process: protein N-linked glycosylation. The record is from RefSeq and is a predicted model, not a curated record. Gene Ontology annotation, molecular function: dolichyl pyrophosphate Man9GlcNAc2 alpha-1,3-glucosyltransferase activity. Gene Ontology annotation, cellular component: endoplasmic reticulum membrane. Bases 1 to 1464 code for a protein of 487 amino acids.
AUGGAGAAGUGGAGCUUAAUGACAAUCACUGUUCUGCUGGCACUGACUGUGCGCUGGGCUGUGUCUCUUGGGUCCUACUCAGGUGCAGGAAAACCACCUAUGUAUGGAGACUAUGAAGCUCAGAGGCACUGGCAAGAAAUUACUUACAACUUGCCCAUUAGGCAGUGGUACUUCAACACAAGUGAUAACAACCUGCUGUACUGGGGCCUUGAUUAUCCACCUCUGACAGCCUACCACAGCUUUGUGUGUGCUUACAUAGCCAAGUUAAUCAAUCCUGAUUGGAUUGCUCUGCACACCUCUCGGGGGUACGAGAGUCAGCCCCAUAAGUUAUUUAUGCGGACAACAGUGUUUGUUGCUGAUCUGCUGAUUUAUAUUCCUGCAGUUAUUUUAUACUGCUUUUCCUUGAAAGAAACAUCCACGAAAAAGAAGGUUUCCAGUGCUCUCUGCAUACUGCUCUAUCCAGGCCUCAUUCUUAUUGACCAUGGACACUUCCAAUACAACUCAGUGAGCCUUGGCCUUGCCUUGUGGGGUGUCCUUUGCCUGUCCUAUGACUGGGACCUUCUGGGCUCAGUGGCAUUUUGCUUGGCCUUAAAUUACAAGCAAAUGGAGCUCUACCAUUCUCUGCCCUUUUUUUGCUACUUACUUGGAAAGUGCUUCAAGAAGGGACUGAAAGGAAAGGGGUUACUGUUGUUAGCUAAACUGGCAGGGACAGUGGUGGCUUCCUUCGCUGUCUGCUGGCUCCCAUUCUCUGCCGACGUGGAACAAAUCAUGCAAGUACUCAGAAGACUCUUUGAGGAUAAAGUAGCCAAUAUUUGGUGCAGUCUAAGUGUCCUUAUCAAGGUCAAGAAUAUGGUAUCGCCUCAAACUCAGCUAAAACUCAGUUUUGCUGUGACAUUCCUGAGCCUCCUUCCUGCUUGCAUAAAGCUAACUGUGCAGCCUUCCCUCCGAGGCUUUAAGUUUGCUUUGGUUAGCUGUGCAUUGUCAUUUUUCCUGUUCUCCUUUCAAGUCCAUGAAAAAUCUAUUCUUCUAGUGUCAGUCCCAGUCUGCUUAGUCAUAAAUGAAAUCCCCUUCAUGGCCACGUGGUUUUUACUUGUAUCAACCUUCAGGGGGUGGAAUCAGGUGAGCUCAUUCCUGGCUGUCUGUGUGGCCUCCUUCUCCAUCUUUGAGAAGACCUCAGCAGAGGACCUGCAGCUGAAAGCAUUCUCCCUUUCCCUGAGGGGAUAUGUGUCUUGGUUUAAGUCCUUUCCCAGGAUUGUCAGGAGCCUGUUCCUCCUGUCCCUGUCCCUGAUGGGUGUCCUGUCCGUCCUGAGUGCUGUGCUGCCUCCUCCCCGGAGCUUACCGGAUUUAUUCCCCUUAGCUGUGUCCAUCGUUUCCUGCUUACACUUUUUAGCAUUUCUGUUGUAUUUUAACAUUGUUAUACUCUGGGACUCCAAGAAUAGUAGAAGUCAGAAGAAAAUGAGUUAA